This is a messenger RNA of Cryphonectria parasitica EP155, 1545 nucleotides long. RefSeq lists its product as uncharacterized. Lineage: Eukaryota; Fungi; Ascomycota; Sordariomycetes; Diaporthales; Cryphonectriaceae. The transcript has a single exon. The record is from RefSeq and is a predicted model, not a curated record. The annotation marks the transcript as partial.
AUGGCACGUCUAUCGCUAUCCAGAGUUGCUGCUGCCAAAGAAAACAAAAUCCUCAGAUCUCUCAGCUUCGACAGCCGCCCCGUCCGUCACAGCUCCAUCCUCGACGCCUCCACCCGUACGUUCGAAUGGGUGUUCAAGGAAGCUGGACAACGCGAUAGUGUUGCAGGCAGGACCUCAACCCCCACCGGGAGUUUCCUCAGAUGGCUAAAAGAAGGCGACGGCUUCUUCUGGGUUACGGGAAAGCCUGGCUCGGGCAAAUCGACCCUCAUGAAAUUCAUCGCAGACCAUCCAACCACAUUGACCGUGCUCUCCCGCUGGUCCCAUCCCAAACGCCCAGUGCUGGCGAGCCAUUACUUCUGGAGCGCCGGAACGCCGAUGCAAAAGUCCCAGCAGGGGCUCCUGCAGACCUUGCUCUACGGCAUCUUUCGGCAGCUGCCCGAUAUCAUGGAAACAGUCUGCACGGAGCGCUGGUCCAAGACCUUCGAGGAGCUCGAACAUGAGCCGUGGCUGGUUCCUGAACUGCAGCGAAUCUUGCAACGCAUUGCGGAUCGCCAGGAUCUCCCGGUCAGGUUCUGCUUUUUCGUCGACGGUCUCGAUGAGUUUGGCGGGGACCACGUUGACUUCUGUCGCAGCCUCCAUGAGCUUGCUCAGUCGCCGCACAUAAAGCUCUGCGUCUCAAGUCGAGAAUGGAACGUCUUUGAAGACUCGUUUGGCGGGGGCAGCAUAGACUCAAAGCUUUACAUACAUGAGCUAACCUGCAAUGACAUCCGGUCCUAUGCCGAACGACGGCUCCAAGAGCACCCGCGGUGGAAAGAACUCGAGACUGAGGUUUCCAACGCGUCCUGGCUUAUCGAAGAGAUCACAAAACGAGCGGCUGGUGUUUUCCUGUGGGUGUUUCUCGUCACCAAGGAGCUCCGCAGCGGCCUCAGCGAAUAUGACAGCUUCUCGGAUAUGCAGAGGCGCCUGGAGAGCAUUCCUGUCGACCUCGAGGCUUUUUUCAAGCACAUCCUCGAGUCUGUCGAGACGUUUUAUCACCAGAAAAUGGCCACGACCCUGCAGAUCGCACUCGCCGCAACAGAGCCCGCCCCUGUUGCCGUCUACCAUUUUCACGAUGUCGAGUACGAAGACCAGGACUAUGCGCUCAAACUGCCCCUGCAGGCACUGGAAAAAGUAAAAGCUGCGUCCUUGUGUCAGCAGAUAACACGCCGGCUAAAGGGUCGCUGUCGCGGCCUCCUCGAAGUAAACCGCCACAGCCACCGCGUCGAAUUCCUUCAUCGCAGCGUCAUGGAUUUCUUGCGGACCGCAGAGAUGUCGAUAUUCUUGACAGAAAAGGCCCCACACGGCUUCGAUGCUCGUCUUUCUUUGCUGCAGGCUUACACAGCCUAUAUCAAAACCACCGAGUUUCCCGAGUUCGUCGACAGGACAGAUUUCAACCAGCACACCGCCUCUGGCCUCAUGUCAGCGAUCGGCGAGACUCUGGUUCAAGCCCGGGAGCUCCAUGGCGAGAUGGCCGAGGCCGCGUACCCGCUCCUUGAUGAACUGGAU